GUCCUGGGUAAUUUUUGGGAGUAACUUCAGUGGCACCCCGCCUCCCCCUCCCCCUUUCAUUCCUGAGGCAAGACCAAGGAGAAACCGACUUGGUCCAGGCGGGAAUGGUGAACGAUCUACACAGAAUGCAACCCAGACGGCUUCAUUUUUAAUCAAGUCAUAAUAGAAGGCUUUGCAUGCAUUUUAUUCAUUUAUUUUUUGUGCGUGUUUAACGUAGGGAAAACCUUUUUUUUCUCCUCCCCCCACAAGUAAAGUUUAGCUCACUGAGCGAAAAGUCUCAACUCAAAUUAGAGUUUCCAGGAGGCGGAUAUACGGUACAAUGGAUCUUGUGACACUGGUGGCAUUCAGUUCCUGGCUGGCUCCUGCGCUUGGAUCAGCAUUUGGAAGGGAGGUGUUUGUUUCUGCAGCUGAUGAUGACAAAGACUACGACAGGGAUUUUCAAUAUGAUUAUGAAUCUCUGAGAAUUGGUGGGCUGGUUUUUGCAGUGGUGCUGUUCUUCCUGGGCAUCGCAAUCAUUGUCAGCCGAAAGUGUACCUGUUCAAAGAGAGACAAGCCAAGACCCAGGGGUCCUGAUGGGGAACCAGGUGUUCGAAGAGUUUAACAGACAUAGAAGCAAAACUGUUUUGCUGAAUGUUGCCAUUAGGUGGCAGCAAAUACUACGUCAGCGGCAGACAAUCUUUCCAUGAACACAUGAAGCUAUCUACAGUUACAUAAUGUUACAGUUCUCUUUUGUUAUGUUUUUAUCUCCUUUAAAUGGUAGUAGAUAUUGUGCCAACUUUAUAUAAUGGCGAUAGUGUUGUUAUCGUUUGUAUUUUUGAGAUUUUCACUUCGAUGCAGGAUAAUAAAGCAAAUGUUUGACACGA
This is a messenger RNA of Oreochromis aureus, 863 nucleotides long. RefSeq names its product FXYD domain-containing ion transport regulator 6-like. The record is from RefSeq and is a predicted model, not a curated record. Lineage: Eukaryota; Metazoa; Chordata; Actinopteri; Cichliformes; Cichlidae. Gene Ontology annotation, cellular component: membrane. The coding region runs from base 320 to 601 and encodes 93 amino acids. Gene Ontology annotation, biological process: regulation of sodium ion transmembrane transporter activity. The transcript is spliced from 10 exons. Gene Ontology annotation, molecular function: sodium channel regulator activity.